UAUGGGAUAGUAUUGCUGUGUUUAUGAAUAAAAUACAUAAGUUCAAUAAGAAAAUCAUUCUACUCAAUUAAUUAUGGAGAAAAUCAUCCAUAAUAUCACUAUCAAAUUAACUUAAGGGAAAUUGAUUGAUGAAAAUGUAGAUGCUGUAGUUGCUAUGGCUGAUCCUCAAUUUAAUGUAACCAGCCAUCUAUCAAGGCAAAUCCUUAAAAUGGGUGGGAAAUAAAUGUAUGAAAAUCUACUCAGCUGUUAGAGAAAGAAAUAGACUAUAGAUUUUGGAGAUGUUAUUUAUACACAUGCAGAAGAAUUAGAUUUCGAUUUUAUUUUCUUUGCACUCUUACCUCCAUUCUAUGAAAUCGAUUAUGAUCAAUAAAUAAGAAGAUAGAUGAGAUCAUUUUAAUAUAAUGGAGAUGAUUCCAUAGAGAGCAGUAUUUAGGAAUAUACAGGCUAAAAUGAAAAAUAAUAUAUAUAGCAUUCCAUAAAGAAAACCCUUCUUUUAGUAUUUAGCUUUAUCUAUGUAGUGUAAUGAUUUGGGAUUAAGCUCUGUAAGCUUUCCUGUGAUCUCAUCUGAAGCUUAAAUAAAUUCAAAAUGCUACACUGCUCUUGUUAUGCUUUUGACUAUUAAAUAAUUUAUUGAAGAAAAACAUAGUUAAUUAAAGAACCUAUAAUUAAUCAAUAUCACUAUUGCUGUAAUUGUACAAGAUAAACCUAUAGGAUAAAGCAUACAUAAAGCCUUUUAAACACGUUUUGAAUAGGUUGACUGAUGGCCAAUAAAUUGUUGAUUAUUAUGAAACACCUUAAAUGGGGCCGUAAGAAGAUAAUUAAGUGGAUUCAUUUGAGAAUGAAAUAAUAUAAUUUGGAAAGAUGUACAAAAAUAGAAAAGAUGAUAGAAGCAAAUAAUAGGAUUCCAUAUGA
This is a messenger RNA of Paramecium pentaurelia, 912 nucleotides long. The record is from the annotation of a GenBank genome assembly. Lineage: Eukaryota; Ciliophora; Oligohymenophorea; Peniculida; Parameciidae.